CUUCAUUGUAUCACCACGCCCUAAGAUAGAUACCCCGGGCUAAUUUUCCACGUAGUCCAGUGUUACGCUGCCUAUUAUAUCUGACCAUCCAUCAUCCUAAAGACGGGUAUCAUGGGCUAUGAUGAUUGUAUAGAAUUCUCCUCAAGCAUCGAUAACAUAAGCGUCUUGUUUCCAUGCGGGUACUGCGCUCAGCAACGCCUCCAUUGCGAGGUGGCUCACGGGGGUACCUUUCUUGGUGCCUGUACGUCAUGUAUAGCCCAGGGAAGGGUUUGUGAUUUUACGACCGACACCAGCGUGACUGAGGCUCAACAAGAAUCCUUUUUGGAAUCUCCAGUCUCGGCUGACGAUGAUACGAACCCGUUGAAGCAGCCGUUGAUCAAUUCUCACGAUGGCUCAGAAUCUAGCACCGAACUUCAUGAAUCACUGGGAGAGAACUCAGCUAAACACGUCGGAAACAAUCCCAAGGUCGGCGCCAGAUUUUCGCGAGAGGCACUUCGAGUUCUCAGGAAUUGGCUGCUCUCUAACCAUCGUCACCCCUACCCAAACAAUGAAGAGAAGGAGAACCUGGUCCGUCAAACGGGCUUAAGCAAAACACAAAUUAGCAAUUGGGUGGCAAACGCCCGACGAAGAGGCAAAGUUCGAACUCCAAGCUCUGGCUCAUCAAGUCCAUAUCGGGACCCCAAUGGCAUUAAUAUUCCACGAAGCGUCACUCCCGCUAUGAGAGAGAUGAGCCCUAUGGAACGAUGGCAGCAUUCUCCACCUGACCAAGAACCUGCUUCCAUAACUGACAUUGCCACCGCAGCCUUAUCUUCAGAGUUCACGGGCGGAAUCGGCCGCUCGCUUACUGGUUACAACGAUGUCGAGGACCCGUUUGCGGGCUCUGCCGAUCAGCUCUCAUCUGCCAGCAGUUCGAAAACAUCAAACUCUAGCAAGGGCUCUUUUGCUUCAGCUUACUCCCACGUAUCUCGUGGAUCUUUCGAGUCUUUAACCUCGCUGAGAAGUCGAGGACGACGUCGUCGACGUCGCCAGAUCCCCAAAGCCGUUGAUAUCUCGACCAUACUGCCGUCUAUCUACACGUACCAGUGCACAUUCUGCACUGAAACUUUCAAGACGAAACAUGACUGGCAAAGACAUGAAAAAUCGCUACAUCUGUCUCUCGAACGAUGGGUCUGUACACCGUAUGGGCCGAUACAGUUCUUCAGCGAAAGGAAUUGCUUGGCAUGCGUAUACUGUGGAUCUAAGAAUCCGUCGCUAGAACAUACCGAACAACAUAAUGAUUUUGUUUGCACUGAAAGAUCGCUAGAUGGAAAGACUUUCUAUAGGAAAGAUCAUCUUCGCCAGCAUUUGAAUAUCGUUCACGGUGUCAAAUUUCAGAAGUGGCCUAUGAAUGGCUGGAAAGCAUCUACACCAAAAAUUCGAUCCAGAUGCGGGUUCUGCGGUAUUUUGAUGGACACUUGGGAUUCGCGUGUGGAACAUCUGGCACAACAUUUCAAGAGUGGUAAAUCAAUGGCACACUGGAAAGGAGAUUGGGGAUUUGCCGAAGACGUACUGAAGGUUGUUGAAAAUGGAAUGCCACCAUAUCUCAUUCACCACGAACGUAAUACCCUUAAUCCGUACGAAGCCUCCAAAGAUGAGAUCCGUUCCAACAAGACGCUAGAAGACUAUGUCAAGUUAUGGCUGGUUGACUACAUUAGAGAUUUAGGAUCGGCCGGGGUGACACCUACGGACGAUCAACUUCUUAUUGAAGCACAGAGAAUUGUACGAAAAGCCGACACGGAGGACACGUCGCUCACAGGUCCUGAUAUCUCAUGGUUCCGCGAUCUAAUCAUGCUUUGCAAGCCGUCGUACGACACUACUCAAAGUUUAAUCAACGAGGGAAGCCGAAAACCAGUCAAUAAUCUUUCUUGGAUAACGCAAAUCGAGAAGAUAAAAGCAUUUAAAUCUGCUAAUUCUAGCUUGAGCAUUAUCGGAUGCGAAAAGGAGAAGAUAUUGAACGACUAUGUGAAAUGCAAACAAGCAUUAGGCCAGACUCCUACAGAUGCUGAACUGCAGAUCCAGGCCUGCAAGGCUAUAGACGACGUCGAGCCCAAGUCGAAUUUUAAGAGUGGAGAGGCUGUUCAAUGGUUCAAGUUCUUGAUUAACUCCUCAACAAAUUGGCUCUCAGAAUUUAAACGUCGAGCGGGCUUACCGCCAAAUAUGGGGAAAGAUGGUGGAAUUCAACUAAUAGCCAAUAGCGGCAUCACAGCAUACAAUCCAUUCGAGAUACAGGAAAAUUCAAUACACGAGAACCCACUGCAACAGUUUACCGAAGGGGUACUAGAACAGCAUAUGCAACGCGACCCGCACAUCGAUAUAUACAAUGCUGGUGAUUCUGCCAGCCAGGCUGGAUCGACUAAGCCAGAUUACUUGAAUACCUUCCAGGGCCGCACCAGCUUGGAAAUGGAUGCUUCACUGCCGGCACUAGAAAUCAGAGAACAAACAUUACCUAAUCAAAACAGCGAUCCUGGAGCCAAAAUAAUGAUUUCUCCCCAGACGUCACACUGGGGUUUCUCGGACGAAGCCAUUGAUGGUACCUUGCCAAUAAAGGCAAACGAUAACAUACCGGCUUCUUCGGUACAAAUAUCCCAACAUAAUAAUUCUGAAAAUGAGCCACCGCGAUAUUUUCUAAGCGAUGUCAAUUGUUAUGGGAGACUAGAAAAAGAACUCACUCGAUUCGUAGCGAGUUGCUUAAGCCCAAACAACCCUCUUCAACAUAUUCCCUCUGAUGAAGAGAUCCAACACCAAGCUCGCUGGAUUAUCUAUGACGAUGACGAUCCGUGGAAUCAGACUGCUGCUGAUAAUGCCGAGUGGCUUGCUCGUUUCAAACACGACGCUGGUCUAAUCCCCUCUGGAGAAUUUGGCCUAUCACCAGUUUCCCCUCCUCGGCCAUGGACAGUGAAAGACGGCGGAACAGGGUUCCAACCACCGUUCGUGAAACCAAGAGCGGGCAAACACAUAGAAUUCUCAGAAGAUACAUUCGUAUACAUUGACAACCGACCCUACAACGUCAGCAAAGAUACAGCGGAGCGCUAUGUACAUGCUCUCUGUGAAGGACAAUUCCGAUUCCCUGCCUCAGUGUUCUGCUCGCGGGAGCUUGAGGACGGAUUGAAUGCCUACAUCGAGGAGUGCAUUAUGAGUUUAACCAUCCCCACGGAUGAUGAUUUACGUACUAAGGCGCGCGAAAUCCUUGGCGUAGAUCGCACCGCAGCCGACGAUCCCAAGUUGCUUCAGACCUUCAAGUCGAUGCAUACGCUUUGGCGAACGCAAGCUAACGGCGAAAGGAACUUGUUGCCACCAGAAGUAUAUCCCGAUAAUGUCGCUGCUGGAUUCAUGAACGGCGUGGAUGUGCUGAUACCCCAUACUCAACAGAUGAGUACCAUUGACCCCGUUGCUGAAGUUUCAUAUACGCUAGGUCCCUAGUUUAAUUAGGUGCUUAAGAUAUCUUUGACAUUCGGAUUGCCGGAAAUGGCAUAUCUUGUUAUUUGAGUUUCAAUAGUCUUAUUAUUACCCUUGCUUGCAGCGUUGAAGGCAAGAUCUGUCAAUUUUGACUUUAAUUCGUCUCAAUCCUUAGUGUCUUGUUAUGGAAAAUAAUAAAUAAAUCUAC
Molecule: messenger RNA, 3643 nt
Organism: Trichoderma asperellum CBS 433.97
Lineage: Eukaryota; Fungi; Ascomycota; Sordariomycetes; Hypocreales; Hypocreaceae
Biological process (GO): regulation of transcription by RNA polymerase II
Molecular function (GO): DNA-binding transcription factor activity, RNA polymerase II-specific; RNA polymerase II cis-regulatory region sequence-specific DNA binding
Source: RefSeq, a predicted model, not a curated record